Penaeus vannamei (Pacific white shrimp) is the source of this 3165-nucleotide messenger RNA. The record is from RefSeq and is a predicted model, not a curated record. Lineage: Eukaryota; Metazoa; Arthropoda; Malacostraca; Decapoda; Penaeidae.
AGAGAGAGAGAGCGAAAGGAACCAAGAUGGCGGCCAUCUGAUCGCCGGUAAAACCCAUCCGAUAGUGCCCUUCCAGACCCACCACUCGAGGCCCGGCGAGCCCUCAGGAACCAUGAGGCUGAAGAGGGAGCUGACGAAGGGCCACUCGGUCCACUUCGUCGACAGUCGCGGCCAGGAGCUCCUCUCGGCCAAGACCCCGAGAGCCGACGAAUCCCCAGAUGCCAGUGAUCCCGAGGAGGCGCAGGAGAAGGGACGCGGACGGAGGAAUGGCACGGGGUCCUCGUCGACGUAUCCUUCCCGGAGUCCCACCAAGGGCAAGAGAGGCCAGACGGAGGUCCAAGGGGCGUGGGAACAGGCAGACACGCCCCCGGGGGAGUCUGGCGUCGAGGGCCACGAGAAGCUCUUCGUGAGGCGUAGGUCGAUGGAGUCCUUCGAGAGCGAGAAGGACAGGAACAGCGCCGAAUCCUCCAGGAGAGAAGGGUUCGGCUCAGCAAGCUCCCUCGAGCAGUCUAUGACCCGCUCUCUGGGGUCACGAGGCUCCCUGUGCGAUGAGGCGGUCGACGAGUGCGACAACAUCAACGUCGUCGUCAGUUCGAGAAGGGACCCCACCUGUUCUCCGAAGAACACGGCCUCAUUUUCCGGUCCUUCGUCUACCUGUUCAGCCAACUGCAGAACCGGGAUGACCAGGAAUUCACCCUCACAGCCUCAUACCUCGAGAUCUACAACGAAAAGGUGAUUGACCUGCUGAACAUCGGAACCAACCAGAAGCCGCUUCAGGUCCGCUGGAGUAAGAAAAAAAGGGGGUUUUUCGUCGAGAAUCUGUUCGAGAUCGAGUGCGCGGAGUUGGACGACCUGCUGGCGGUGCUGGAGGAAGGCCUGCGGAACCGAGCCAUCGCCUCUCACAACAUGAACGAAUACUCAUCGCGAAGCCACACCAUCCUCACGGUCAACAUAACGUCAGAGAAGAAGGCUGACGACGGCGUGUACAUCACCCGCAACGGCAAGAUCAACUUCGUGGACCUCGCUGGCUCCGAGAUGACCAAGAAGACCAACUCCGAGGGCAAGACGCUGGAGGAAGCCAACAACAUCAAUAAGUCUCUCAUGGUGCUGGGUCACGGUGGCAUCGCCGCCCUCUCGGAUUGGAAGCGCGACGGCCACAUUCCUUCGGAUUCCAACCUGACCAAGCUGCUCGCUGAUAGCCUCGCCGGGAGUGGGAAAAUACUCACUUCCCAUUUCUCCCUCCAGAUCGCCUGCGCGUCGCCUGUGAGAAGCAAUGUCAGUGAAACGAUAAACACUUUCCGUUAUGCUUCUCGAGCCAAGAGAAUUCGAACCAAGCCGCUCAUUAUUAUGGACCCGAAGGAGAAGGUGAUCCUGAGCCUCCAGCGGGAAGUGAGUCUGCUGAGGGAGGAGAACGCCCACCUCAAGAUGCUCCUCGACCUCGCCGACGUCCAAGAAGGGAACCAAGGAGAGGGCCUUCCGAAGUUAGACCGAGCCAAGAUUACCAAUGGCCUCGACACAGCAGCCAUGGUGGAGGAAGACGGUGCAAGAAUGGAACCCCCACCAAUGCCCUCUCGCCAAGGGUCGUUCAGAGUGGACAAGGACAAACUCACGACGCUGAACAACCAAGAACUCAUCAACCUCGUUCAGCACUACAUGGCUGAACACGAGACAGUCAGGAAGGAGAACAAGGAACUGGAAGAUGCAAUGGCAACUCUAGUGCGUGACCAGGAUCUCGUGUGCAAAGAAAAUGAACGACUUUUGAAGAAAUUGCAAGAACUAUCGAGUGGCACGAGUACUGAAUCGAAUGAGGAGAAAGACAUGACCCCCCGCCCCCCCACGCAGCGUGUCACAACAGCCGGGGAGGUUCUGGACUCUGCAGGAAGGGCCACCUCACUUCCUUCGUCGCCGUCCUCGCAGGUGUGGGUCAACCCGCUCAAUGACACCAGCCGAAGGAGGGAGUCGCCGGCACCAGUCGGUCCACCCCGGGCACGAGCAGGUCGACCCCGGGCAGCAGAGGGCGCAGCGUCCCCGACUCGAAGGGCUCGCCGAGGAAGGGCAACCGCCUCCCGGACUCCAUCAACAAGGAGCUCGAGAGGAGAAGGAUUGGGAAGAGCAUGAACGACCUCAGUGCCCCUGGCGGGAGCAGCGGAGGGCGGAGCACAGGAGGCCGGAGGAACAGCUGGGACGGAGAAGACACCUCAGGACUGCCAGCUGUGAGGCGGCCACCGGUCAAGAGCAAGAGCAUGUCCCCGGGGCUCAACUCGACGAAGAGGUCACUCCUCCCGAGACUUAUCGCCCCCAUCCGAAGUUGAGAUGCUGACCCUCAGUCCACGGGUUCGCAUUCCUUCCUCAAGAGUCACUUGAAUACCCAGGAUCCUUCUAAGAAUGGGGAAAGCACUUAGCUGUGGCCAAGAGGGUCACAGUUAUUUUAUUGGUGUUAUGCAGUUUUUAUAAGAAAAAAAAAAAAAAAAAAAAACUGCGCCAGCUCUCCCUGGAUCUGUUUGUAUCCUGAGAAAAAAAAAAGUAAAAUGGGCAAUUCUUAGGGUCUCAUAUCUCAAGUUUAUGUGAAAUAUUCACCCUAUAAAUAUGAACAUGUUAGUGUAGGUGUUGUGCAUAUGGAUCUAGUCAGUUCUUUCAAUGGUGCUGUAGAGAAAUGCAGGUGUGAGGUUUAUAAAUACCAGCAUCUGUGUCAAUACAGUUUUACCAGGAAAAGUACCAUUUACUGUGCAUUAUGUAUAUUUUCUCCCGUCCAAAAGUGAAUUGCACAGGCUCCUGUGUGAGUGCCUGUGGCAGUUUAUUUUCUAACAAAAAUGAUUUGCUGCAGAAAGAACACUACAAAUAAUACAUGUAUUUAUGGCACAAAGAUGACAAUCUUUAAAAUCAGGGCAAAUUAUAUUGUUUUAGAAAUCAAGCAAGUAAUUGUAAUCAUCUUGCACUCAUUGUUUCGUGGAUACUUUUAGUCCAUGGGUAUUUGUUCAGAGACAAAAAAAUGUGCAAGAAAGAUCCUAAGUCUGGAAAAAUAAUGGAACAUAUAAUUUUCCCAUAUGAUUUUAGUUUCCUUCAACUUUGACAUUCUUGCGGCACAUUUAUGCUGCCCUGUGAUAUUGCAAAUACAUUCAUUUAAAGGAAUUCUGUAUUUUGUUUAAAAUAAACAUCAAAAAAUUA